This is a messenger RNA of Closterium sp. NIES-67, 3258 nucleotides long. The record is from the annotation of a GenBank genome assembly. Lineage: Eukaryota; Viridiplantae; Streptophyta; Zygnematophyceae; Desmidiales; Closteriaceae.
AUGGCGGACGAGAGCAGCCCUCAGGAUAGUGACGCAACUAGAUGCUCCAGCAACAGGCCUCCUGUCCUUCUCCGUCGGAUACCACAUGCCACGUGACGCGUGACAUAAUGGCUCUCCUCUCAUGGCGCUCUCCAGUGCUCCAGUAGGUUGAGGAAUGUAGGCUGGAUGCGUCAGCCUUGGCCUCAGGGCCGCCUCGCCGUUCCAGCGCAGCUGAAAUGUUCAGGCGUCGGCAUAGAUAGAUACUGUACAGAAGGCGUCCUCCACACGAGCGACGAGCGGCGACGAGCGACGAGCGUCGAGCGACGACGACAGUGGAUGAGGAGGAGGAGGUGUCGUCGCUUGCAACGGAAAGUGUUCGAAAGUGUUCGUACGUCGAAUCCAACCAUAUCGAACUAUCGAUCUAGAUCGACCUCUCGCGAUAGAAAGGUGCUUCCUUCAACGCAAAGCAACCAGACCAGACACUAGUAUACAGUGCCAUGGCGGCUUGCGACAGCUCAGCUCGUCUGUGCGUCACUUUCCACGCGUGUGCGCUUUAUCUCAACGCCAUGCCAAGGAAUGCCAUUGGUCGUAGACAAGCCGUCACGUGAACUCGAGUGAACGCCGAGUGACUGCUGCAAAUCUCGCCCCGCCUCGCCCCCCUCGCCUCGCCUCGUCUCGCCUCGCCUCGCCUCGCCUCGCCUGUUGUACGGCCGAGUCAUAUGGGCCUUGCGUCAUAUGGGCCUUGAGUCGCCUCAUGAGUCCAGUGGUCCAGUUGUCGAGUUGGCUUUAGCGGCAUUCGACAACUCCUUAGCGGCAUUCUCCGACGAAUCAGCUCGAACUCUCCGGCAUGUUCCCAACCGAACCGAAUCGGUGGGGUUGUCUCGGCCUGCUUCGGUGCGAUCUUCGGGCCACCAGCCAGAUUCGCGGUACUGCGCUCGUAGUAGUUUGCACCCAAGGCUGCAUAGCUUUCGCCCAUAGGUCCGAGUCACACUGCUUGCUCCCGCCCCUGGCCAGCCAAGCAAGCAUCACGAGAUGCGAGGCGAAAGGAGCCCCAAUCCCUGCUGCGACCAGUAGCGAGGAUGGUCGAAACCAUUCCUCACCACAGAAUCGCCUCCCUCCUCUCUCCCCCACCCCCUAGGAGGACGAGGACGAGGAGGAGGAGGAGGAGGGGGAGGAGGAGGGGGAGAGGAGCUCCUAUCCCCCCUAGAAUGCGGGAUAAGAGGAGCUUGAGCCUCUUUGCUUUCUCCAUUGCACUACUUCUACAAGAACUCUUCAGCUCCGACUGAUCGCUGCUCGCCCUCCAUUGUGGAACGCACAAGGGUUGACGCUUUUUGAGAAUUCUAAAGAAGCCUUUUUUGAGGCGCCUCAAAAACCUUCAUUGUUGGAUUGGAAGCCACAAGGCGCUCCGUCAGACAGCAGUCCCCCUGCUCCCCUGCUCCCCUGCUCCCAUGCUACUUCCCUCCGGUUCUAACUAACUACUAGCUCCCAAGUACUACUAGAGUCAGAGUGGUAGAGUGAUUUUCAAAACGGUUUUGAUGUAGUAAAGUUGGAUAACCGCGUGGUACAGUGUGGUGGAAAUUCGGACGAAGGCUAUUCGGAACUAUAUGUUCCACGCCCUAACCUGGGGAUUACCAAUCAAAUCCCACUAGCUUACCUUAGCUCUUCCGAACUCGGAGUUCAUUCGCUCGUCACGAGGCCACGUGUGUGGGCGAUGGCUACAGGAGCGCUCGUCACGCGUCACCAUGCAGAGGAUCAUGCUUUCGAGUCUACUCAACAGCAAGCGUGCGAAGCGCUCGUCUCGCGCGCGCAUUCUGAACCCCCCUGCAGCGCAGCGCAGCCUGGAUCUUCUCCGCCGUCCCCCGCCCGCUCGCUGCGUGGAACCUUCCGGCGGCUUCUGCUGCAGCACCAGCUGUCGGAUGACGUGGCGCUGCAGGCGCUGGAGGGGCGGCUGCAGCUGCUGGACGCGCACAGGGCGCUCAACAGCUUCAAGUGCGAGCAGUUCGUGCAGGCGUGCGAGGAAUAUAUGGGUGAGGAGGUGAGAGGGAGAGGGAGGGAGGAGGAGGAGGAAGUGGAGGCAGCGGGAGAGAUAGAAUGGAGUGUUUCUGCUGUUUCUGCUGUUUCCGUUGUUUCUGCUGUUUCUGCUGUUGCUGAUGCUGCUGGUGCGGGACGCGUGGCUGGUGAAGGGCAAGGAGCGAUUGGUGGAGGGUGGUCCGAGGGAGACUUCUCUGAUGGAAUCUCUCCGGAAAGGUUUUCCCGUGGUGGAAUCGCGGCCAGGGGAGAUUCCAGUGGAGCGGGGCAGUGCAUGCAGCACGGGCGCUCAUGGUUGGCCGAUCUGGCGUACUACUCCGAGCCCAGGAGGUCCUACUCACUCGGUGCCACGCCCUCCCAUGGCCACGGCUGCCACUCCUCCCUUGGCUGUACUCCCCCCUGCACCAACACCGUCCCUUCCAUCGCUCCGAGAAGACGGAGCUUCUCCGGUGUAACAGAGAAGCACCAGAGGAGCUUCCCUGGUGCGCCAGAGACGCUUCAGAGAAAGAAGAGCUUGUCUGGUGCCGGGCCCUGCCCGAGAAGGAGGAGCUUCUCAAGUGCUGGAGCCCACCCCCCUCUGCACACGCAGGAGCAGCAGCAGCAGCAGCAGCAGCAGCAGCAGCAGCAGCAGCAGCGGCGGCAGCAGCAACAGCAGCACCGGCAGCACCAGCAGCAUCACCGCAGGCACGUGUUGGGAGGUGAGUUUCGUGUGAAGCACGAAGCUCCAGACGAAGACUCACACUUCAAUUCAGCCCGUUCCAACCACGCUUCGCCAUCCUUCGACGUCCACACCAUCCAUGCCUCCGCCUCCUCCACCAUCUGAAGUACCCAUUUCCCUUAGCUCUAUGAUCUAUCGUUCUACGGGAACAACAGGGUCAACCCACCUUCCAGCUUACAACAGGGUUGCCUACCCGAUGAGCUGGGGGAUGGUCGCUCGCGACGAGGUAAUUCCCCACAGGUCUGGUUUGCCGUGCAGCAAGCUGCAGCGGCACCCGGCCGUCUGCUCUCUGUACAAGACAGUUGUGCUGAGAAAGUGUGGUUGCUCCUAGUACCUCAUAUGGCGAUAAGCUCAUAAGGCGAUAAGCUCCCCCUAGCGUUACUGUGGCCUCUCGUGCUGUGGUGCUUAAGUGCCCCUCCUUGUACAGGGUAUGCAGUGCAGACAGCAGGUACUGGAUCUGGGGGCUCCCGAUUUGUCCGUAGAUGUGGAAGAGCUAGCGUGCUCUGAGGUGUUAAUACAUACAGUAGAUGCCG